AUGUUUUGGCAACGAAAAUGUAUGAUGAGCCCCAGGCUGGGCUCCUGCAUGGCGGGUAUUUUCACCAUUUUCAUCACUAUCCAGUCCCUCAUUCUUGACUUGAACCAGACAUCUUCCUUUGGUAAGGAACCUAACAAAUUCAACAUCUACGAGGAGCUCCAAGGAGUGACCCUCUGGACUUUCACUCACAAGAAUAACAUCACCAUCUUCUUGUCCAUCACCACCCUCCUGGCUAGUUGCUUCCUCCUCUACUCUGUGCACAUGAAACUCUACCUGGGCCUCCUCGUUUACAUCCUCUGGAUCAUCAUUUAUGAGAUCACCUGCUUCUCCCUAAUCCUGCUCAUCACUCAGGUCAUCCAGCCUCCCUUUUUGCCAAUAAAGUACUACCUGUGGAUUAGCCAAAUUUCCCGUAUGAUCUUCCAUGCCUUCUGGCUACCCUUUGUGGUGACCUAUGCUUACAAUCUCUUUAAGGGCCCAUACCACUUGGCCAAGAAAAGUCCCCGUACCAAACUGUACUCUGAUGCUGUAUCAGAAUCCUGGUCCCAUAUGGGAAUGAACCAUGAGAGAAAGUUCACCUGAUCUUUGUUAGGAGAAAGGAAGAGAGGGAAGAUCUCUAAUCCUGGAUUUCUAGCUCUCCCUACUUUCUACCCUCCAAUUCCUGAUCCUGAUGCCUUCUGUCGAUGCUGAUUCUUGUUGCAAGUUAUUGGGGGGUCCUUUUUUUCCAAGCAAGAGGUUGUUCUGCAGGCAAAAUUUGGGGGGGAGGAGGGAAAUGGGGAGAGGAAGAGUUUGC
This is a messenger RNA of Dromiciops gliroides (monito del monte), 790 nucleotides long. Its product is annotated as transmembrane protein 217-like. Lineage: Eukaryota; Metazoa; Chordata; Mammalia; Microbiotheria; Microbiotheriidae. The coding region runs from base 1 to 579 and encodes 192 amino acids. The record is from RefSeq and is a predicted model, not a curated record. The transcript has a single exon.